Messenger RNA from Poecilia reticulata (guppy), 1840 nucleotides. RefSeq names its product ubiquitin specific peptidase 39 (gene usp39). NCBI's taxonomy places the organism in Eukaryota, Metazoa, Chordata, Actinopteri, Cyprinodontiformes, Poeciliidae. Gene Ontology annotation, biological process: protein deubiquitination; mRNA processing; spliceosomal complex assembly. The record is from RefSeq and is a predicted model, not a curated record. Gene Ontology annotation, molecular function: zinc ion binding; cysteine-type deubiquitinase activity.
UCGUGAACAAUUAGCAUUAGCUAACAGUGUUUGAGGAAAUUACCUAGCAAUUUGGUUCCUGCGGAUAUGGUGAAGGAAGCCAUGGUUCAUGUCCAAACGACCACCGGGCAGCAGAAUAACGUAUGAGAUGAUUUCUUUGAAGCGCGAGAGAGAUAAUGAGGAGGAUGACGACGAUCACGAAGACGGGGUUGCUGCCAAAAGAGGCCGAGGACGUGUAGGAGAAGACCGUAGAAGCCGCCACUGUCCUUAUCUUGACACCAUAAACAGGAGUGUGCUGGAUUUUGACUUCGAGAAGCUCUGCUCUAUCUCCCUUUCACACAUCAACGUGUAUGCUUGUCUCGUGUGUGGGAAAUACUUUCAAGGCAGAGGUCAGAAGUCUCAUGCAUAUACCCACAGUGUACAGUUUAGCCAUCACGUGUUCCUCAACCUGCAUACCCUCAAGUUCUACUGUCUGCCAGAUAACUAUGAGAUCAUUGACUCGUCCCUCGAGGACAUUACGUAUGUACUGAAGCCAACUUUCACCAAGCAGCACAUUGCAGCAUUAGACAAGCACGGUAAGCUGUACAGAGCCUACGAUGGAACAACUUACCUGCCAGGCAUUGUGGGGCUCAACAACAUCAAAGCCAACGACUACGCCAACGCGGUGCUACAGGCUUUUUCAAACGUUCCACCUUUGCGAAACUACUUCCUGGAGGAGGAAAACUACAUGGGGAUCCGCAGACCACCGGGGGACAUCAUGUUCCUCCUGGUCCAGAGGUUUGGGGAGCUGAUGCGCAAACUUUGGAAUCCGAGAAACUUUAAGGCGCACGUGUCCCCACACGAGAUGCUGCAGGCUGUCGUGCUGUGCAGCAAGAAAACCUUUCAAAUUACUAAGCAGGGUGAUGCUGUAGACUUCAUGACGUGGUUCUUGAAUGCCCUGCAUGGAGCUCUUGGAGGCACAAAGAAGAAGUCAUCAAUCAUCACAAAAGUUUUUCAAGGCUCCAUGCGAAUCUUCUCCAAGAAACUUCCACACCCAGAUUUGCUACCUGAAGAAAAAGAGGCGCUGCUUCUCACAGAGGAGUACCAGGAGCAGAUGUCAGAGUCCACCUUUCUGUUCCUGACCCUUGACCUCCCGACAGCUCCUCUCUACAAAGAUGAAAAGGAGCAGUUGAUUAUCCCUCAGGUUCCUCUCUUCAACAUCCUCGGUAAAUUCAACGGCAACACUGAAAAGGAGUACAAAACCUACAAAGAGAAUUUCCUCAAACGGUUCCAGCUGACCAAGUUGCCACCUUACCUCAUCUUUUGCAUCAAAAGAUUCACCAAGAACAACUUCUUUGUGGAAAAAAACCCAACAAUUGUCAACUUCCCAAUCACCAACGUAGACCUUUCUGAGUACCUCACAGAGGAAGCUCAAGCUACAGAGAAGAAUACUUCCUAUGACCUUGUUGCAAACAUUGUGCACGAUGGAAAACCAACUGAGGGGUCCUACAGAAUACAUGUCCUGCAUCAUGGGACGGGGAAGUGGUAUGAGAUGCAAGACCUGCAGGUGAUUGACAUUCUCCCCCAGAUGAUCACAUUGUCAGAGGCCUACAUCCAGAUUUGGAAAAGACAAGAGAGCAGCGACACAAACAACCACAGGGGGGUGUAAGUGAGGCACUCGCAGUGUUAGUUUUGUAAUCAUUUUGGGAAUCUGCUAAAUAUUUAAGCGACCGGAGAAGAAAAAAAAAGAAUAAAGUGGCAGAAGAACACGAGGACAUUCUUCGAAGACACGAUGAAAAGAAAUGUUAAAACCUCCGUGUUCCUUUGUACUGUUUUAUGUUUUUACUAUGUGGAUGUUUCUUAAUAAACCAGCUCCAAGAUG